Messenger RNA from Alosa sapidissima (American shad), 1195 nucleotides. RefSeq names its product DnaJ (Hsp40) homolog, subfamily C, member 5 beta (gene dnajc5b). The record is from RefSeq and is a predicted model, not a curated record. The transcript is spliced from 5 exons. Lineage: Eukaryota; Metazoa; Chordata; Actinopteri; Clupeiformes; Clupeidae. The coding region runs from base 612 to 1193 and encodes 193 amino acids.
UCCUCUCCCCUAUGCACUGGUUAUUCUAUUCUUAUAUGACCAUAUUCUAUUUUUUUAAUCUCUCACCUGCCUUAUAUUUUGCUGACAUCUGUUAGUGCAUAUGUAUUUCAUUCUUACGACCACCAGAUGGCGCUUCGGUUCCAGAUUAAAACUUAAGUCUAUGAAACUUGUCCAAUUCUACUUCAAGACCAGGAGUUGGCUCUGGGGAAGAAGCACGAUUUGGUAACAUCUUCUGUCACUGACUCCCUCCUCUUCUUCAGAUAUACACACACCUAAACCCCAAUGAGAAACCAUAGGUGAUGCUCAAUAGAGGUUAAUCUAUUGUACCUCUGACACAUGCCAUUCCAAAGCAUUGUGUUGUGUAUGGCAUGAAGAUUGUCAAUGUUGAAACCCAAUCAAGCCUGCUGGCAACCAUAGUAGGAUAGCCUCCGAUACCUGAGCUCUAGGACUAUCAAAUGUUUUAUUCAUCUCACCAUAAGUCCACCAGCACUCAGAGGAGCAACCCGACUCCAUUGACCUGUCUGCUGCGCUUUGGGGAGGACUGUGUUUUGGGAUCUCUUGUGUGGAGCAGGUCAUUUUAAUUCACACCUCACAGGUAAUGGUCAAGGAAGAUGAGUGAACAAAGGCAGCGCGCCCUGUCUACGUCAGGGGAGGCUCUCUACCAGAUACUGGGCCUGGACAAGAACUGCACACACGACGACAUCAAGAAGUCUUACCGGAAACUUGCCUUAAAAUAUCAUCCUGACAAGAAUCCAGACAACCCUGAUGCCGCAGACAAGUUUAAAGAGCUGAAUAAUGCCCACACUGUCCUGUCAGAUGUUACCAAGAGAAACAUCUAUGACAAAUAUGGAUCCUUGGGUCUCUAUGUCUCACAACAAUUUGGAGAAGAGAACGUCAACACGUACUUCCUGCUAUCCAGCUGGUGGGCAAAGGGCUUGUUUGCGAUCUGCGGCCUGCUGACGGGCUGCUACUUCUGCUGCUGUCUGUGCUGCUGUUUCAACUGCUGUUGUGGGAAGUGUAAGCCCCGCACACCAGGGGAGGAGGACCCAGAGUGCUACGUGUCGCCCGAAGACCUGGAGGAGCAGAUUCGCACGGACAACGAAACAGAUGGUGACACCCCCAUUGUGCAUCAGCCAACCAAUGCCAGUGAGAAGACUCAGUUGAUUGGUGAUGGGCACAGGAGUUAUACCUGAGA